AUGCAGCGGAGCGCAGCCUUCGCCGCCAGCGCCCCCCCGCCGGCGGCGGCGGGCGCCGCGGGGCCCCGCCGCGGCCCCGGCGCCUGGCGCGCCUGCGCGGCGGCCUGCGCGGGCAGGGGCAGGCUGGACGAGGCCGAGCUGAUCGAGCGGUCUCGCCACGUGCUGGUCGCGUACGCGUUCCGGCCCCGCGAGGGGCACGACCUCGCCGCGGCCGCCGUGCGCUUCGCUGCCGAGGCCUCCACCGGCACGAGCGGCGCGACGGAGGAUCAGGACGGAUGCUGGGAGAGUUUCGCCGAGUCGCUCAACGCCCUGGUGUACCACGUCGACCCUGCCGCCGAGGAGAUUCGGAUCGCGUUUAACGUGGCGGUGUUCGAUCGCAACAUCACCGACGGCCGCGCCUCCGCCUCGUCGCUGCUCUCGAUCGUCACGGGCGCCGCCGCGGAGCUUCCCGAGGUGGAGCUCUGCGAGGUGCGCGACAUCUUCCUGCCGCAGGGCUUCCUUCGCCUUUUCGACGGCCCUGCGCUCGGCUUGACGCACCUGCUGCGAAGCCUACGUCGCCCACCUCGCCUGGGAUCCGACGGCGGCGGCCUCGUGCUGGGUGCCACGCUGCGGCCCCAGCUGGGGCUUCUGCCUGGCGAGUGCGGCCAGGCGUGCGCGGAGAAGUGGAGAGAUGGUUUCGACUACGUCCACCUGGGCCCCCUGCAGCGGAACCAGGUCUCGGCGCCACUGGACCGCGUGAUACCCGAGGUCGUGUCUGCGAUGCGGAGCUGCCUCGCGGCGGCGGGGACGCCGAAGCUCUUCGCCGCCAACGUCACGGCGGACGACCCCGCGGAGAGCGCGGCCCGGGCCCGGCUCGUGCUGCGGGAGUUCGGCCCCCUGGCUCCUAACUGUGCGCUGCUGGUGGACUGCGCGCCGGAGGGCCUGCCGGUGCUGGCCGCGCUGCGGCGCGGCUUCCCCGGGCAGCCGCUGCACGCGCUGCUUCCCCGGGCGGGGUCCAGCAGGCCCUCCCGCGGCUACUCGCCGCUGGUGCACGCGAAGGUGGCGCGACUCCUCGGGGCGAGCGUGGUGGAGGCUCCCGCGUCCGCGUGGGGCCCCGGCUGCGCCACCGCCGGAGCUCUGCUGGAGGAGGCUCCCACGGUCCCGCUGAAGCGGUGCACGGGGCGCCUGCCAGGCCGAAGCCUGGAAGGCCAGCUUCCAGAGUGGUCCGUGCUGCGGGUGGGCGUCGGGGCCGCGCGCGUAGAGGGCUCGGCCGGGGCGCGAGCUGGGCUGCCUCAGGGCGACCUCGGGCCCUGGUUGGGCAUUGUUUCAAUCUUCUCCCAUGAGGACCUGCUCGCGCAGGCCGGCGACGCCGGCGGGGGCUGCGACACGGCGCUCUCCGAGCUCUACGCCGCCGCCGUGGGGGUGCAGCAGCAGGUGACGGACGUGUGCUGCUCCACCUGCGUCGGGGCUUUCGCGGCCGUGCCCCUGGAGGUGGACUCGGAGUCCGCCUUGAGCGACGCGCUGUCCAACAAGAAGGUGGACUACGACAUCACCCUGACCUCCAGCAUCGAGGUCAGCAAGCCGCUGUGGGUGGCCGGCAAGAAGCGCCUGGCGGGGGCCCCGGGCGUGGAGCUCUCGGGGGGCGCGGCGAAGACCGUGGCCAACGUCGCCGACGGCGCGGCGCUGGAGCUCCGCGGCCUCACUGUGCGGGACGCGGCCGGGGCCGCCGUGUGCGUCAACCACGGCGGGGACUUGAUCGCCCAGGGCGUGACGUUCCGGGGCAACGCCAACCUCCACGGCCGCAGGCUGGAGGAACAGAAUAGACGGUUGAGCAGCUUCGCCAGCGGCUGCUCCGGGAAGCCGACGGGCGUGCAUUCCCUCGAGCUACCGAGCGGCGAGGUGAUCGACGUCCUCUGCGACGGAGACACCGAUGGCGGCGGCUGGAUGCUGCUCUUGUCGCAGGUGGAUGUCAUCGAGCAGUUCAAUUGCACCACCGUGCCCACCCUGCACGGCUGCCCCGGGAUGCCCGGCUCGACCGAGGACGUGGACUACCCGGGCUCCGCUAGCCCCUUCGCGCACGACCUCGCCGCCGGGAGCCCCUCCGACGCGGCUGCGUACGCGCGCAAUUGGACGCACACGGGCUUGGAUCCGCAGAUCGGCGACGAGUUUUUGCUGAAGCGCGGGAGCACUGGCGAUUGGGUGCGCUUCGUGCAGCUCGGGCCCUGGUGCGGCUGGGACCAGACGCGCAACUGCAUGCCGUGGGUCGACCGCGACACACAGCACGGCUUCUACACCAUGGGCACGGUCUACGACCAGGACGGCACGGAGUUCACCCAGGGUGGCGCCAGCGGGACCGAGAGGUUCAAGUAUUUCAACUCCUGCACCAAGGCAGGAGGCUGCAUGCGUGAGGGCACGGACGGCGUCGGAUUUGGCGUGCUGGAGUCUCACUUGCGAGCCACGGAUGGCAAUGGAGGCUUUGGGGGUACGUGGGGUCCGCCCUGUCUGAGAUGGAAUAGCGACGCGUGCGACGAUGGAGACAGGCUGCCGUACACGUAUUGGUUCCGGAGCGGGACUGGCGAAGUGACAGAGACACCGUCUUGGAUGAUGCCCUGCACCACUGGCGGAGGUGCCAUCGCAGCGGAGGGAGAUAACAGCAUCCUUGUUCUCGACAGCCUCUUCAUCGACAACACCGCAGAGAUCGGCGGGGCGGUCCACCUCAAGGCCUCAGAAGCGGGUGACUACUUUACGAAGCCAUCCACGUUCGCCUGGUUUAUCAACGUCAACAUAUCAUGGAACAGUGCGUCUUACGACGGCGGCGGUAUCUCCGUCGCGGGCACCAGCAACAACCGCCAGGUCUACGUGGACAUCUCCGACUCGGUGGUGGACAGCAACAGUGCAGGGCUCGCCACGGAGAACAGAGGAGGCGGCAUCUCCGUCAGCAAGGCUUUCCUGAGGAUGUGGAACACCACGUUGUCGAACAACGUUGCCGAUAUUGGGGGUGGCGCAUCCUUCCGCAAGGCCAACGUGGAGGCCAGCCGCUGCACAGUCUCUGGAAACGUGGCAGUGACACGGCGGGGCUUCGCGGCCGGUCUGUCCAUCGAGGACUCCUCGACGGUGGAAUUGGAGGGCGUCUUCUUCGAUUCCAACGCUGCUGACCCGUCCAGUGGGGACCCAGCGAUGGUAGGCAUAGAUAUCUACCUAGGCGACGGCUCGCUCCAGUGCGGGUCUGUGUGCGAGCCAGGCACCUACGAGACCAACUUGACCACUGCCGACUGCGCCGACGCCUACUACAGCGCUUGUCCGGAGCCAUGCGGCAGCGCCUCUCCGGACCCCUCCACGUGCACGCCUUGUGGACCGGGCUCUUUCAACCCCGCAGCCGGCGCGCUCGGCCCAAGCGAUUGCGUCUCCUGCCCCGCGGGGAAGAGUUCCGCCACCCGCGGCCUCGCGUCCGCGAGCGGCUGCCUGUCUUGCGAGGCGGGCCUCUACGCGGAGGCCGGCGCCGCCGCUUGCGCCCCGUGCGCUGCCGGGCGCAGCGCUGUGGCGCUGGGCAGCGAAAGCUGCGUGGACUGCCCGCCAGGCCGCUAUGCUGGCACCCAGGGGCGCGGCGAGUGCAAGGUGUGCGACAUAGGGUCCUACUCGGCACAGCCUGGGGCCACUUCCUGCUCAUCCUGCCCCGCUGGAAGGAGCACGUUCUCGCCGCUGAGCGACUCGCGGGAGGCUUGUCUGUGCGGAGCCGGCUGGCUGCUGUUGGGUGACGGCUCUUGCGCGGAGUGCUCCGCUAUCGGUGCCACCUGCCCCGGUGGUGUGGAGCAGACGGAGGUGCGCGCUCCGCCCGGCUUCUUCCUGCUCGCCGGGGAGACGGAGCAGGGCGCCGCUGGGCGUGCGGGAGCCCAUGCGCGCGCACCCGAGCCGUACCGGUGCGCGUCGACCGCCGACUGCCCAGGUUCCAUGCAGCCCAACGAGUGCCCACCAGGUCACACUGGGCUCGUGUGCGCCGAGUGUGCGGUCGGCUUUUCGCGAGAGAACGGGGAGUGCGCGCCCUGCAGCGAGAGCGGAGUCCAAGGGGGAGUGGCCAUGGUGGCGGGUGCCAUCCUGUUCCUGAGCGGCUGCGGGGCGUUCCUGUGGGUUGGCCGGAAUCCGUACCAGAUUCACCUUAGGCUGGUGGACGCGUUGACAGCCAGUGGCGGCAUCAUGAUCACCUACUUGCAGCUUCACAACAUCUUAGAGGCGCUCGCAGUGGCGUGGCCAGACUCCAUGAGGGCGUCCGUCUUCGAGGUGUCCAGGCUUGCAGCGCUCGACGAAGGCCACUUGUCGCUGGAUUGUUAUUGGAAGCCAUCCCCUGUCGCGCGAUUUCUGCCAAAGUUGGUGAUGGUGCCUGCAGCGGUGCUGGUUACAAGUGGACUGUUCUGCAUAAGCCGGGCGAUUCCGCCACUCAGAAGGCGUUUGCGCUCCAUCGAUUGCUUGUACAGCGCCUGGGGGUUCAUAGGGAGCCUUGCAUUCGUUCCCCUCGCAACUCACACUUCCAACGCCGUGAAUUGCUACUCCCACCCAGGGGGCAAGGCCUCGUCCAUGCGCGCGAUUCCGUCGCUCCUUUGUUUCGAGUCUGAGUGGAACAGCACCAUUUUACCCGCCGCCGCCAUCAGCUUUGUGCUCUUCGUCUUGGGCACAUACUCUGCGUUUGUGUACCUCACGAUCAAGAGCCCAAGCUUCCCUUGGGCCGAGACCCGCCUCGGUUUCCUCGUGGGCCGUUUCCGGCCAGAUGUGUACUUCUGGGGCGUGCCUCUCUUGACGCGUAAUCUGAUAUUGACGUUAGCACCUGUCUUUGCCCCAGACAAGCCUUUCGUGGGCGCCAUACUGAUCGUCAUCACAUGCCUCUGCUACCAGUCAGCUGUACUGUAUCUGAGCCCGUGGAAGUACUAUGGCCACACACUAGCAGAUGCUAUCACUACCGGCGCUUUCGCUGUGACUGUUGUUGCCGGCAUCGCGUUCUCGGACGCCCCCACGUACCCGAUCGACAGCGCGAGGAUGGUCUCAAGUCUGAGCCCGCUGCUCGCGCUUGCCCAGGAGACCACCUAUCCCGAGCCCCACACGCCACCUGGCGAUUCAAAGCCGAUUUGGAGGCCAGCUGCCCUUCUGUCUGACCAUGUCCGAGCACAGUGUAUGACUACCACCACCAAGAUCGAGAAUAAUCUACGAUACGAUUUGGUGCAAUUUUGCUCUGGUGAAAUGCCCGCAGUCCUCCUCCCGCCGCCAACGCCAACCGGGCUGGCCCCCUCUCUCUAAGGUUCGGAACAGACUUCAUCAAAGUUCGCGCGGUGGUGGUGUAUGAAUUUUGAUUACCAAGAGGAGCGAUUCUUACACACCACCACCAAGAAGUGUUGUUUCUGCUUCAGGAGCUCCCCAUGCCACGGCGCCUGCGAACUGCGCCGCGCUCCUUUUCACUGUGGCGUCGCAGCGUCGUCUGGCAUGACCCUGCCCCUAACCCUUUUUGCGAUCAAUUACUGUUGCGGGCGGUGGUGGUGUAUGAAAAUUGGCCUCGCACCAUGGAGAUUCGGGGCCUUGGGCGGGCUGUCCAAUCUGAAACCAACUCUGAGCGGACUGGGGAGAGGGGGGGAUCGAUCGGUCAGGUCCGUGUCCAGCUGGCCGCGCGAAGGGCCAGGGGCCGAGGAGCGAUUCAGCAGGCCCGCAAUCCCUCGUAAGCGCUCCCCCUCAUAAAACCGAAUCACCCCUUCCACUGCAACUCAAUGGUCUGGACGUCCCUUGAAAGGAGGGGGCCCUGCUAUUCCGGACCCCUUUUGCGAAAUUGCAUGUGUAAUUCACGGUGUCGGCCGCGUUGGUGAAAGCGAUGGCAAAGGAUGGCAUUGCGUGGUGAUGAUGACUCUCAAAGCGGUGGCCACGAAAACGAAUCUGCAUGCGAACAUCUGCACCAAUUUGAGCAGAUGAAAGAGCAUGCGAAGGCACCCUACUAAACCGGAC
Messenger RNA from Prorocentrum cordatum, 5955 nucleotides. Lineage: Eukaryota; Dinophyceae; Prorocentrales; Prorocentraceae. The record is from the annotation of a GenBank genome assembly.